CCAUCAGCCCUGACUGGGACCAGUGUCUCCAGCAGGAAAGAGAUGAGGGUUUUGGAGCAACCAGGGGCCGUUUUGGGGCAGGGCAGGGCAGGCUUGAGAGGAGCUGUGGGCAGUGCCCCCCACUCCACCUCAGGGGCAGGCCAGAGCUGCUCCCUCAAAACGUGGAGAACGGCAGUAGCAGUCACCUGAGGAAAGCACCUGCUUCAGCAGUCACAGUUCAGCGUGGGUCGAGAUGCCCUCAGCUUCUGAGCCACCGAGCGCCCCAAACGAAGCUCCCAAUGAAAGGGGCUAUCGGAGCCCGGGACUCCGGGGUGUGCGAACCACCACGCUGUUCCGUGCCGUGAACCCCGAGCUCUUCAUCAAACCUAACAAACCUAUAAUGGCAUUUGGACUCGUAACAAUCACACUGUGUGUGGCCUACAUUGGUUACUUGCAUGCAACACAAGAGAAUAAAAAAGACCUCUAUGAAGCUAUUGACAGUGAAGGAACCAGGUCUAUGAGAAGGAAAACUUCCAAGUGGGAUUAAAGAACUGAUAACUAACAUCAAGAUACAUUUCUUAACAGGGCAAAUAUUCAUAAACUGACUGGCAGUAAACUUUAUGAAUGUAUUGAUCUGAAUCAGUUUUACAAGCCGGUAUCCUGAGUGCUUUUUCCCUGUUCAGCUCUUAAAAUAAUUAAUAAAUUAUUCUUUUGAAAUUUAAUCCAAUUAAGUUGCAUUAUGAUUAUGAAAUACCAUGUGUAUACCUAUAAAUUGUAUAUAAGAUAUGCACAGUAAUAAAAGUAUUGUUAAG
This is a messenger RNA of Alligator sinensis (Chinese alligator), 791 nucleotides long. RefSeq names its product small integral membrane protein 8 (gene SMIM8). Bases 233 to 526 code for a protein of 97 amino acids. The transcript is spliced from 3 exons. The record is from RefSeq and is a predicted model, not a curated record. Lineage: Eukaryota; Metazoa; Chordata; Crocodylia; Alligatoridae.